GUGUGUCAAAAGAAAAAAACAAUAAAAAUGGAAAACACGUGAUGAAUGAAAUUUAACUUUGUAAAAAAAGAAAGACAUUUUAAGACAAUGAGUUAAUGCUUGAGCACUGACCUGUAAAUUAGUCAGAUUAUAUGGUCUCUGUUCAUUUAUUGAACUGUCUGUCACAAUGAUACUUUUCUCUUACCUUCCAUAGGAAAUUUUAUGCCAGAUUUACAUCUAAUACCAGCAUCAAUAAAGUCUUAUUUUCAAAGAAGAGUCAUAUAAUCCAGUCCCAUGUUUAAAUGUGGCGCUCAGUGCGUCACCGCGGCGCGCCUGGGCUCCAUCAGACGCGUUUAGUUGAGGUUGAGGAGAGCGGCGCGCGCCUGCACUGUCAAGUGGACGGAUGUCCAGCGAUGCCCUUGCAAAUGAAAGCUCCUGUGAAGGUUUCGGAAAAGCAAAGUCGGUGAUUUCUUCUCAGUGGAGGAAUAAUAGAGAGGACGCGUUCGCAGCGUUUGUGAGAAUAAGAUCUGAGGGUGGUAGCGCGCUUUAUGGCAGCGGCCUGCGGGUUGUCGGGAGAAGCCGGGGGCUGGAUUUGACAUGUCGCAGAAAUGUACUGGUGAGUCCGAUUGAACUGCAAAACAUGGAUGAAGCCUCUAAUGGUGCAACCAGUAAUUUAUAAGUGUUAUUUAUGGUCAGAAGUUGAUGCCAGAGCUGGCGGAGCUUCACCUUUACUUCUACCCAUUCCAUCUGAUCGAUGCCUGCUUCCUGUACGGAGGCACUGAAAUCUGAAAUCUGGAGUUCCAUCUUCCCUUGCUAUCUUUUCUCUCCUCGCUCAUCUCAUUCCAUCCCAUCCACCCUGUGUAUUCAGCUGCUUUUUAUUCCUUUUCCCUCAGUCUCUCCUCUCCCCUUUCCAUCUACCUCCUCAACCUGGAAUUAUUUUUGCAAAGUCUUCUCCAUCAUGGCUUGCUUUGGGCGGUCUCUGGAUUCCCCGUGCACAUUAGCCUUGCUGAUAGGCUUUCAGUUUGCCUUUGUGCUCUAUUUCUCCCUUGGGGGCUUCAGAGGUCUGGUUUCUGUCCUGGUGCACACCACAGAGCCAGAGUUUGAUUACUCUCGACCUCAUGACGUCUACACCAACCUCAGUCACCUCGGAGUACCGCCUCCCCCACCUCGGAACUCUGGCGCUGGGCCUCCAGCUUCAGGACAACCGUUGAGAGACUGCCCCAUUAUCUCCCCCCUGCUGGUUGGCCCAGUAUCUGUCCAUCUUUCCUCUCCCCUGUCUUUGGAGGAGAUCCGACAGAGGAACCCUUUAGUGUUACCUGGCGGACGUUAUCGGCCUCCAGACUGUGAACCGCGUCACCACACAGCAAUAGUGGUACCGUUUCGAAACCGACUAAGCCACCUCCGCUCCUUGCUGUACCACCUGCACCCUUUCCUGCAAAGACAGCAGAUACACUACAGCAUCUACAUUGUUCAACAGUGGGGGAACAGCACUUUUAACCGAGCAAAGCUGCUUAACGUCGGCGUGCGAGAAGCUCUUAAAGAUGAAGACUGGAGCUGCAUUUUCCUUCAUGAUGUCGACUUGUUGCCUGAGAACGACCACAACACCUACACCUGUCACAAACAAUUUCCCACACACCUGUCUGUGGCCAUGGACAAGUUCAGAUACAGGCUGCCAUACCCUCAGUAUUUCGGUGGCGUGUCUGCAGUAACACCAGAUCAGUAUAUGAAGAUAAAUGGUUUCCCCAACCAAUACUGGGGCUGGGGGGGAGAAGAUGAUGACAUCGCUGCCAGAGUGCGGUUGUCCGGUAUGAAGAUUGUGCGCCCUCCAGUGGCUAUCGGCCAUUAUAAGAUGAUCAAGCAUAAAGGAGACAAAGGCAAUGAGCAAAAUCCACGCAGAUUCGACCUCCUGAAAAAGGCAAGACUCAACUGGCACUCUGACGGCAUCAACUCGUUGACUUACGAGCUGCUUUCCAAAGAGCUGGAGCCGCUCUACACCAACCUAACCGUCAACAUAGGGGAGGACCCCCGACUGAUCCAGGGUAAAGUUCAUAGUGCUGUUAAAGCGACGCCUGUCCAACAACGUAGCUCCAGCAAGGACAGAGCCCCUGCUAAAGAAGAGAAAAGUCUAAAGGAAGCUGUGAUGCGAAAUAACAUUUUGGUCAAGCCGUCUGGUGAGAAGACUGGGCCUAUCCUGACAAAGACCGCAAAUGCAACCACACAGGAAAAGUCCGGAGUGAUGAAAUAAAAGAUGUUGAUUGAGAAAUAAUUUCACUCGUAGCAUAAAGUGGCUUCCUUCUUCAUUUUGAUCUGACAGACAAAAUGAUGGUAAGCAGCACUGAUCUAUUGUAUUAAGGGUAGUUAUGCUGUGGAUCACAAACACAAAGCCUGAUUUGUUUACUGAUGUGCAUUCAGGACUGUUAAACCCCUUUUUGUUGGGUUAUCGGCUGAAAGUGACGCUUAACACUGGCAAAGAAAACUAUAGGACAAGAAAUAGAUACAAAAAAAAACAACAAAAAACUGGUUGGACCAAAGGAAAGGCCUCAAAAGCUGACUUAAAAUGAGAUGGCAACAUUCACAGACUUUGUAGACUGGACCCGCAAGUUGCAAGCAACUCAUCUGCAGAGCUGCAGCUUCAUUCAUCCCCUCCUAUGAAAAAAGAAAAGCUGCUGCUCUCCAUCCACCUCUCUCUGCGGUGGGUUUGUGUUUCUGUGCCUUCUCUCUUUUAUGCGCAUUUUAUAUACUGAUAGAGAUGCUUUUAGGGACUAAGAUAGAGUAUGGUUGGCUUCUCCUGCCAUUUGGGAGGAUAAAGCUGAUUCUGGACAACAGCAAAGCCCUGCUGGUUUUAUAUAUUUGCUUGCAUCGAAUCAAUCACUGUCCAACUUGGUAGUUUCUGGAAUAUCCUAGAGUUUAUAUUUAUAUAACUAUAUAUAGAGAGACAUAUUUAUUUGUGUACUCCCGAAGUUUUAAUGUCCUUCAUUACAGUCUGGUACCUCUCUCUAUGACGUUUAGUUUAGAGACAAUCAAAUUAAUUGGGAGUGUAAACUGUAUCCAAACACAUAAAAACUAUGUGGCAUGGUAGUUGUUGUCUAGUUCGACUAUAUUGAUACACUAAUAGACUUGUGUUUUUGCUGUUACCAGUUUUUUAUUUUUUAUUUGAAUAAUUUCAUUUUAGAUAAGGCAGGAGUAAAAAUAACAGGGCUGCUUGCAGAAAGUAACAUUAUGUACACAACAAGAAUAAUGUCAAGCUAGUGUUCUAAAGUGAUUAUGGUGACAAAGCACUGUGCGGAGAAUUAGCUGAGAACAAAUGUUUGCCUCUCUCUGUCUGUUUAAUUUGCUAUUAUAAAGCUUUAGUGACUUAGGCAAGAAGGAUUAAUCUGUGUGAAUUUCUUUUUUUUUAUGUGAAAAUUCUGACAGCUGUCUGAUCAGGACAUGCAUGUAGGUUAUGUACUUGUAAAGGCUAUCAGCAGCUUCAUUUCUUUUUGUAUCAUAUCAGCCAUUCUGAAUGUACUUUUUAGUGUUUAUUCUAUUUUACGUUUUUCAAAAGGAGAGUCAAGUUACAGUGCCUUGCAGAAGUAUUCAUGCUCUUUAAACUUUUUUACAUUCUGACAUAUUACAACGAUAAACUUCAGAGUAUAUUGUUUGGACUUGAUGUUAUAGAGGAACAACAGCAGGGCAUAGUUUUGAGAAAGAGAAAUGAUACAGAUUUUGCUAUUGUUAUUUUACCAGAUUAAAAACAAUAGCAGAAGUGUUGUCUGCAUUUGUAUUGAGAGUAGGACUGAAACAAUCAGAUUAAUCAUGAAUAAUCCAUUGUUAAAAUAAUCGUAAACUAAUUUAGUAAUCGAAUAAUCGUUAACUGGAGUAUAGAGACUCUAAAACAUGGAUUACCUGACAGAUCGACUCACUUAGAGCAGUAAUGAUACAGAGAUUAUAAAAAAAUGUGUAAACAUUUUGCAUUUAAGAUAAAAAUGUGUUUAGACUGUCAGUCUGCUCUAUCCAGAACUCCUCAAGUAGAAAAAUUUGAGUUUCAACUGGUUAAAAAAUCUUCUUAUAGGAACUUUUUGUUAUUUAGUCUUUAAUCGAUUAAUUGAAAAAAUAAUCAACAGAUUAUUUGAUUUGCAAAAUAAUCAUUAGUUGCAGCCCUAAGUCGGAGCCCUGCUGACAAAACCUUGCUAAUUGAUCUUUUACUGCAAUUUCAGUUCAGGUUUUUAGAAAUAUUUCUUGAGCCUAUUUGCCUUUUAAAAAAACUUCACAUUUUCAAUCUCUUUUUAUUAAAUUUUUUUGCAGACCAGUUCAAGCUCUGUGAGCAUAAAUUUUCAAGUCUUGACUUUAUUUCCUACCAACCCCACAGCUGACUUGUUCCAGGCUCCCUAAGGUGCUUUAAUGCACACUACAUGUAUGAUUUUAGUGCAUGAGAGUCCACAUCUCACAGAUGAAAGUGGAAAAAAGAAAACUAAUUGCGGGUUUGUCAUAGACCCUCAUUACAAUUUUAAACAACUGUAUCAUUACUAUUAUGUUAAAAGUUUAAGCUGUAGGCUUCUCCACAAAUUUACCUUUAUUGUGUGCCUGAUGCUCUUUAUUCCCCAACAAACAGUCUAAGGUCUUUACAGAUCAGCUAUAUAAUGACUUUGAAUCAGACUUAUUCACUAUUUAGGUACUACCUGAAGGCAUUAGCCUGAACUGAAUCUUAUUUGCAGCUGUCAGAGUAAAGAUGGCACACUUUUUAGAUUCUUAUUUCUAUUAGAAAAGAGCUUAUAUUUCUCAACCAUGCACUUUUUCUAAGUCUAUCAACUAGAAUCUUAAGUAUAUUAAUGUUUGACGGAAAUGUGGCAAAAUGUAAAAUGGUUCAACUUGUAUGGGUGCUUUUACACGGCUCUCUACCUUAGUGAACUCAAUCACUAGUUAGCAAUAUGUUCUCUUGCUGCUUUGUAUCUAAAACUGUAAAACAGAAUCUAGCAUCAAAUAACGCACUGUAACUAAUGGUGUGAGAUUUUGUCAUCACAUUAGAAGAUGAAGUAUGAGUUAGUAUGAGCUGAAUGUACUUGAUUUCUUAAAUUAUUUAUUGUUACUGAUAGAGCUAAAUAUGCUGACGUCUGAGGUGAUAUUUAAGUUUUCUACAGUAGAUCAGAACAAAGCCCUAUUUUAGAUCUUUAAUGUCUCUCUAAAUUUUGUUUGUUUACUGUGUGCCUCAUGCAAUUAAAAGGCCCUAUAUUGACAAGACAGGAUGUGUGCUGCACAGUGAGAUGUGAGCUCCCUCGUGUGGCACAGCUAGUCAUGAUAAACUAAGGGCUGAAUGAAACUGCAUAGUUGUGACAGGAAUACUAAUCAUAAAUGUCUGCCAUUCACAGGCUUUAAGCCAAUCAAAUACGCUCAUCACCAUGUAAAGAGGAAUUUUUAUUUAUUUAUGCAGCAUCACAUGACAAUAUCCCGUCAUCUUAAAGGAGAAGAGCAGCUCAGAAUCACCAGUACAAUAAAAAACUACAUUGUGCUGAAGACUUUUAUGAAUGGAUACUGCUCUAAAGAAGCAAUCUGUGUUUAGUAGAAGUAUUCUCAUAAAGCGUGGCUUUAAAAGUACAUACCAAAAGACAAAUCAAAAAUAAAAUAAAAAAAUCAUUCAGAAUGUUUUAUUGCUUACAGAUUAUCCUUCAUUAUACAUCGCUUAAAUAAAUAUGAUCUCAGCAGAUAAAUCAGCUAGCUGCUAAAUGUGAGUGUUCUAUAUUUAAUAGAUAGUUUUUAUAAGAAUUUUUUUUUUUGCUGAAGUAUUAAACUCAUGGAAAUCAAACGUGAAUACAUAAUCUUUAAGAUGAAAUGGAGCAUUGUUUUGUUUAAAUAAACAUAAAUAGUCAAAGUCUGGGUUUCUAUGAAAUACAGCUGCCUAAAAACCUGGGAUCUUCAUUUAUUUAUUGAGGAAGAAUGUCCCAAAUUACAUACCGGUACAAUUCUAGAGAUGCUACUUCAUAUAUAUUUUUUUUCUUUUUUUUUUUACCCUUUCUUAAAGGAUAUAGAUUUUUUUGUGUUUUGUUUGAAAUUACAGCAAAUAGGGCACCUGAAUCAAAGAUGGUAUGUAUGGGCUUCAUUGUGACAGAAAGCAAAUAUAUAAGCCAAUAAAAAACAUGA
This is a messenger RNA of Cyprinodon tularosa, 6093 nucleotides long. It is a transcript of the gene b4galt3, whose product is annotated as UDP-Gal:betaGlcNAc beta 1,4- galactosyltransferase, polypeptide 3. The record is from RefSeq and is a predicted model, not a curated record. The transcript is spliced from 7 exons. NCBI's taxonomy places the organism in Eukaryota, Metazoa, Chordata, Actinopteri, Cyprinodontiformes, Cyprinodontidae. Gene Ontology annotation, molecular function: glycosyltransferase activity. Bases 734 to 2224 code for a protein of 496 amino acids. Gene Ontology annotation, biological process: galactosylceramide biosynthetic process; carbohydrate metabolic process.